Plasmodium malariae is the source of this 816-nucleotide messenger RNA. It is a transcript of the gene DPH5, whose product is annotated as diphthine methyl ester synthase, putative. NCBI's taxonomy places the organism in Eukaryota, Apicomplexa, Aconoidasida, Haemosporida, Plasmodiidae. The transcript has a single exon. The record is from RefSeq and is a predicted model, not a curated record. Gene Ontology annotation, biological process: protein histidyl modification to diphthamide. Gene Ontology annotation, molecular function: diphthine synthase activity. The coding region runs from base 1 to 816 and encodes 271 amino acids.
AUGGUGUUGUAUGUCAUCGGCCUAGGCUUGGGAGAUGAAAAGGAUAUCACCAUAAAAGGAAAAGAAUUAAUUGAAGAGUCAGAUGUAGUAUAUUUAGAAUCAUAUACAUCUGUUUUAUUUGUACCAAAAGAAAAUUUGGAAAAAUUUUAUAAAAAAAAAAUUAUUGAAGUUGAUAGAAUAUUUGCAGAAGAAAAUUGUGAACAGAUUUUAAAUGAAGCAAAGAGUAAGAAAAUCUCCUUUUUAGUAGUAGGAGAUCCUUUAUGUGCAACUACACAUCAUGAUAUUAUCUUAAGAGCAAAAAAAAAAAAUAUAAAUGUACAAGUAAUUCAUAAUGCUUGUAUUAUGUCAGCUAUUGGUGAAUGUGGUAUGCAAUUAUACAAUUUCGGUCAAACUGUAUCCAUCCCAUAUUUUGAAGAAAAUUAUAAACCUACAAGUUUUUAUGAAAAAAUAAAAAUUAAUAUAGAUAAUAAUUUUCAUACUUUAUGUUUAUUAGAUAUUAAAAUAAAAGAAAGAACUAUAGAAAACAUAAUGAAAAAUAAAAAUAUUUAUGAACCAUCUAGAUUUAUGACUAUUCAGGAAGCUAUUGACCAACUUACUUAUUGUGAAAAUAUUCUUAAAAAAAAUGUCAUCACAGAAAAUACGCUAGCUAUUGCUAUUGUUCAAAUUGGGUCCUUAAGUAAUCAACAAAUUAUAUCAGGAAAUUUAUUAACGUUAAAAUCGUUACAUUAUAAUGAACCUCUACACUCUUUGAUAAUAUGUGCACCGAAUUUACAUGAUAUAGAAAAGGAGUAUUUCGACAUGUACUUGUCCACGUAG